AAAGUGCCAUAAACCCUAUUUUCUUGCCCAGCACUCAGUUUCACAACUUAAGAAACUCUCUGCUUCGAUUCCUUCCAGGAAUGGCUUUUUUGGGAUCCAACGUAGCGAACGAGGUCGGGUUGCGGUUACUUCUUUGCCCACUUGGAUCUAACAUUGUAGUAAGAACAGCAUGCUGUUCUGUGGGGAUUGUCUUACCUGUCUACAAUACAUUCAAAGCAAUUGAGAGAAAAGAUGAAAAUGAGGAACAGAAGUGGCUAAUGUACUGGGCAGCAUAUGGAUCUUUCACCCUUGCUGAGAUUUUUACAGACAAGUUGAUCUCUUGGUUUCCGAUGUAUUAUCACAUGAAGUUUGCUUUUCUGGUGUGGCUUCAACUUCCAUCUGCUGAAGGGGCUAAGCAAUUGUAUAUGAACCACCUGCGUCCAUUCUUAUCGAGGCAUCAAGCUAGAGUUGAUCUGAUUAUGGGCAUAGCAUAUGGUGAAAUGGUCAAACUCAUCAGCAAUCACCGAGCAGAACUUCAAUAUGCUAAGAGAAUGCUUUUGAAGGUUAUGGGAUCAGCUGACCAAAUGUUAAAGGAUGCCCCUAAUCACCCAGAAGGGCAUCCUGAAGUCCCUGCCAUUGAAGAGCAGACAACAACAAUCUUGGAUACUGAAUCUUAUCAUGCUGAUUGAAACUCUGUCCUUAACCAUUCAUGUGCCCAAUUUCAAAUCCCUGACAAAGGAUUAAGAGCUCUCCCAUCCAUCAUUGAGGCGUUAUCAUUCAAAUUCUCAAUUCCUUUCAUCAUAGUUUGCUUCCCUUACCAAUCAGCUGAGGAAAACCUAUCUUAGACUCCAGUCAAUAUGUUGCUUAUGAGCUUAGAUUUUUCAACAGGAUCACGGAAGUUGUGCUUACACUUGUAUGUAAGAAUAAGAUAACUAGAUUAGCACCUAGCCUACCGAAAAGCUAAGAAAUAAAAAUAUGGUUUGAUU
Molecule: messenger RNA, 965 nt
Organism: Populus euphratica (Euphrates poplar)
Lineage: Eukaryota; Viridiplantae; Streptophyta; Magnoliopsida; Malpighiales; Salicaceae
Gene: HVA22K
Product: HVA22-like protein K
Exons: 8
Coding region: 81-668 (195 amino acids)
Source: RefSeq, a predicted model, not a curated record